This is a messenger RNA of Penaeus vannamei (Pacific white shrimp), 1760 nucleotides long. It is a transcript of the gene Mvk, whose product is annotated as Mevalonate kinase. Gene Ontology annotation, molecular function: ATP binding; mevalonate kinase activity. The record is from RefSeq and is a predicted model, not a curated record. Gene Ontology annotation, cellular component: cytosol; cytoplasm. Gene Ontology annotation, biological process: isoprenoid biosynthetic process; cholesterol biosynthetic process; isopentenyl diphosphate biosynthetic process, mevalonate pathway. NCBI's taxonomy places the organism in Eukaryota, Metazoa, Arthropoda, Malacostraca, Decapoda, Penaeidae.
ACGUUUCCCUUUUUCUUCCAGACUAGUGAACGGCGCGCUGGAGGAGGAGCUUGAAAGACCAUCCACGCCUUCUCGAUGAAGACCCUGACGCCCGAGCAAUGGGAGAAGCAGAACCAGUAGCUCGCCGUCGGGUUGCCAGGUCCGUCGGGGAGCAGAGUUCACGCCUCGGGGUGAGCGUCCGAGAGGAGGUGUGACGUCGCCCGCUCUGGUGGUCGAGUUUUUUGAAGUGUGUGUGAACUGUUCCUCAGAAACUGGAAAGGGAGAAGAAAAAGGCAACUCAUUCCUUUUACUCUGUGAAAUCGCUAUUUCUCUGCUUGGUGAUGUCGGGUGAGGACGCCUCGUGGUCGGGGGAGGUGAGGGUGAGCGCGCCGGGGAAGGUGAUCCUCCACGGCGAGCACUCCGUGGUGUAUGGCAAGCGCGCCGUCGCACUCGGCCUCGACCUGCGCACUCACCUCACGGUCUCCGCCGCCGCCGACUCGGUGUCCCUCUGCCUCCCCGACGUCGACAUCAGCAAGACGUGGUCGCUGGAGGAGCUGCGGGCCCUGUGGAAGCAGAUGGGCGGCGCGCAGGCUCCGGACGCCGCGCCGCUGGCUGACGCCCAGGCCGCUCUCCUGCGCAGGUUCCUGGGGCAUCGAGGGCGGAGAGGCCGGCAGCCCGACUCGCAAGCUGGCCCUGCUGUCGUUCUCCACCUUACCUGGCCAUUCCUGCCGCGGCCUCUUGCCUUGCGCAUCUCGGUCAACAGUCAGCUCCCGACCGGCGCCGGCCUCGGCAGCUCUGCGGCCUAUGCGGUGUGCUUGUCGGGGGCGCUGCUCACAUCGCAGGGACGCCUCGACCCGGGCGAAGGCAGGGCCAACCUGGAGAAGGUGUGCCGGUGGGCCUUCAGGAGCGAGCAGAUCAUCCACGGAACACCCUCGGGCAUCGACAAUUCCAUCUGCACGUACGGCGGCGCAGUCAACUUCAAGGGCGGCGCCAGCACGCCCGUUGAAGUGCCGCCCCUGCAAGUGCUGCUAGUGAACACGAAGGUGCCAAGGAGCACCAAGGCACUUAUCUCGGGGGUCCGCGAGCGUCGUGAGCGGCACCCGAGUGCCAUCGACCCGAUCCUGGACUCGCUGGACGCCCUGGCCGAGCGAGGAAUCCAGGCGCUGCACGACCUGGCCUCGGCGACCAGGGACCAGGACCGCGCCGCCGCCCACGAGACGAUCGCGGAAUUGAUCGAGAUCAACCAGGGUUUGCUGUGCGCCCUGGGCGUGUCGCACCCGAGCCUGGACCGCCUGGUGGCCCUGGCCCAGGCGAACGGCCUCCGGGCCAAGCUGACGGGCGCGGGGGGCGGGGGGUUCGGAAUCGUGGUGGAGGGCCUCGCCGGCAAGGAGGACGUGGCCAAGUGCUGCCUGGACCUCGAGACCCACGGCUACCAGGUGUGGCGCACUCGCCUCGGGGCGCCGGGGUUCACCAUCCACCACGCGCAGUGACUGCAUUUGCUUGUAGAAGAUUUUUCUGUUAGGACUUUUGACAUUAUUACCAAGCACUGAGUAGACCUGGAUGUAAUCCUGUUGUUGGUUUCCAAGUGAAAGGUUGAACAUGUCUGUGAUUAGUAAAUGACAAUAUUUCUUGAUUUGAUACAUGAUAAAGGCUAAGAUAUAGAUUUUAGGCCAGUGCUUGGCUCUCGUUCGUUUCCAGCGACACAAAAUACUCCUGUUACAGCAUUUAAAUCAUUUGUUACUGUAAUGUCAUUUAUUUUAGUAAAUGAUUCGGGCAUGGCA